GACUGACAGAGCACAAUACAGCACGAAGAGGAGAGAGAGAGAGAGAGAGAGAGAGAGAGAGAGAGAGAGAGAGAGAGAGAGAGAGAGGUAGAGAGACACUGAGCAACAACGACACCGCCAAGGAGACCACAGAAACACUCUUCACCCCCAACACACACACACACACACACACACACACACACACACACACACAAAUCCCCAACUCUGCAGAGAGAGGAGAGAAAGAAGCAGCGGACAAACAAAGGCAUUCUUGGCUUUCACUUUAAAAGAAGAAGAAAAGUGAACAAUACGUUGUGCGAGAUCAUUUACUUGAGAUACAAAUUCAAGGAGAAAGGCGUGACAGGACGGCGUCAGUCAGCGGCCAGACCCGGGUUUAUCUUCCCGAAUCGUCCCCACAUCCUCAGUGAGGGCUCGUAGCGCAGCGCUGCAUGAAGGAUAAAUCCAUCCGGGAGAAACAGGCAGAAACAGGAUGAGAGCGACUAUGAGGAUCACAUGGCUGCUGCUUUCACUCAGCUUCCUUUUUCACAGCGUUUGUUCAGGUGAUGUAACUACACCAUCUGUAGUAGAUACAUCAACGUCCAAGCCAAAUGUAAUUACUGGUGGUACACCUGGAACAGCUACAACUGCCAGUAAGGAAAAAACUACACAGGCAAAUACAAAACCAACUACUGAGGUCACCACGAUUGCAGUAACUACUAGUCAACCACCAACAACUCUCUCCUCUGCUGGGGUGAAAGAUAUCACACCUGCUGCUGGUACCCCCGGAACAACAAAGGACAUGACCCCACUUAGUGUCAGUUCAGUGACAUCCCCCAGUGCCACCACAACACGGACCAAUAAUAGCUCUGGGCCAAAAGUGGGGACAAACCAACCCAAUGUGGUGACCACCCAAACCAAUACAACCCAACCCAAUGUAGGGACAACCCAACCCAAUACGACCCAACCCAAUGUGGGGACAACUCAACCCAAUACGACCCAACACAAUGUGGGGACAACUCAACCCAAUACAGCCCAACACAAUGUGGGGACAACUCAACCCAAUACAGCCCAACACAAUGUGGGGACAACUCAACCCAAUACAGCCCAACACAAUGUGGGGACAACUCAACCCAAUACAGCCCAACACAGUGUGGGGACAUUUCAACCCAAUACAGGCCAAAACAAUGUGGGGACAACCCAACCCAGUUCCCAUAUACCACAGCAACAGUCUACAGCUCACUCCAUCGUUGCUUCUAAGAUGAGUACUGGAGUUGAAGGUACUAAGCCGAAUGCUGUGACACAUCCGAUGCCAGGUGAGAACACGGUGACCCCCAGCGCCCCCUCUACCCUGACCAAGGCAGGACCAACAGCAACAGAGACCAAAGCCUCAGAUACCAAAGCUGAAACCAGGUCUCCGCAAGCCACCUCCACACUCAAACCAAAGCUCCCUACCUUCACCAUACCCACCACGGCAGCUCCGCAUUACACAUUUUUGUAUUCACUGAACAGCGGCACAGAGAUAAAUACAAAAGAAAAAGAUCUGGUGGAGGUGUGCAGACGACUGAUGGCGAAUAUGCAAGAAGGGAACUGCACCCUGAUAUGGUAUCACCAUAACGGUCAGCAAAAGUUCGAGUAUGUGGCGAUAAAUGGCAAAGUGAAAACCAACCUGGCAACCAUGUAUUACGAAGAUAUCACCAAGAAACCGACAGAUAACAAAACCCUGAUAGCCAUCCUGGCCUCCUGCGGAGCUCUGCUGAUCAUGAUCGUGAUCCUGGCUGUAUGUGCCUCUCACCACCGCAAGCCGUACAAUGAGAACCAGCAACACCUGACGGAAGAGCUGCACACGGUGGAGAACGGUUACCACGACAACCCCACGCUGGAGGUGAUGGAGGUGCAGCCGGAGAUGCAGGAGAAGAAGAUAGCGCUGAACGGGGAGUUUAACGACAGCUGGCUCGUCCCCUUUGACAACCUGCUGAAGGAGGACAUACCAGACGAGGAGGACACUCACCUGUAGAGACCGUGGACAGAGGAGAGGAGGAAGGACGACGGCGACAGGACCUGCCUAGGUCCAAUCGCAUCAAAACAAACAAAAGACUCCACAUUUCUUGCUCAAUGCCAGCCUUGCCCACUCACCUCACACUCCUGACCCUGGGAUUCUUGUCCCUGUUGCCAGAGAAGACCUCCACACAAAGAAAUACAUCCUAUAGAACAAACAAGCUCCCAUAUUAUAUAUGUUGGUGGUCUGUUUGAUUGCUCUCUACUGUAUUUUGGUAUGAAAAAGACAUGAGGAUAAAAACUUUGGGGAUGAAGUACCAAUGAAAUACACAGUGGCCUUGGAAACGUCCACUAAAUCAGUUCACUGUUGUGCCUAUACAGUAGUUUUUAUAUAAAUAUUUGAUGUGUGACUGCCUACAGAGCACAGUUCAAAAUUUCUCACUCUAAAAACUCAGAAAGUGCCCCUAACCCUAAGAGGAUUGUGCCUUUUUUUUUAUUGUACUCAUAAAAAGAGCUGAGUUGUACACAAGCGCCUGUAAAUAGAGUAUUUUUAUGUAAUUUUCUGCCAGUGAGAAAGAGCAAGGUGAUGAUGUUAACAGAUGGCUUUGGUCCGGAGGAAUGUCAGAGAGGUGACAGCAACGUCAGCUGCCUCGGCAGGUCUAGAGUUACUAACUUAGAUAGAUGACCUCAGGAUUCUUCAAAGCAUCUUGGUGAUUUUCCACUAGUGAGUGUGGCUGUGAGGGAGCUGAAUGUCCACAUAGACGCUGCUUAUGGCAGAUGGGUCUACAGAGAUAAGACAAAUGAAGGGUUUUAAGCCCAAAUGCAACAUAUUGACUCAAGGGUGUAUUGAAAGCCAGAGGGGGCAUAUCACAAGUAUAUUUUGUGUUGUGUUCUCUUUUUGGCUCUUGAUGUGACCCUGACUUUCUUGUUACCAUGUGAUUGCACAGCAAUCAAGGGAAAAGGCUCUUACUGUUUAAAAGCACGUCUUUAUUUUUGUCCCCUCUGGCUUACCAUACAUGGAGGAUAACGCUCAGUAUGCUUAAAAGAAAAGUCAAUUGAUCACGUGUUUUCAAGGAGCUUUAACUUUAAUUAAAACAUAGUCACAUUAUUUAAAUGCCUCAUUUUGAAACCCAAUGUAAAAUACUGGUUUAUUACAUUUUAGGUCUUAUUUCUGUGGUUUUUCCUAAAUGUUUCCAUCAGUUAUAAUAAGAUUGGGCUUGAGGCAAGAAAUAUGACCAGUCAGACGAUUAGACAGGCCAAAAACAGCCCAACUGAUUAGCCAGAUUAUCUCAGACACUUAAUUUGGAGGUAAAACUGAAGUUGAGCCACCAUAACAGUUUCCAAUAAUCCCUAAUUGCACAGGGAUUAUGUGCACACAACUGCUGUAAGUAUACCUUAGGUCUAAUAUGAACCCUUUUCAAAAAAGGGACUUGUGAGGUCUGCUUACACAAAGAUUGCAAAUCUCGACAGCUUCAUGAUUCACAAGUGAUAAUAGCGUCUUUAUAUCUUUCUCACUUCUGAUUGGUUGUUUUCGUUCAGGCCCGGUGGUUUCUUGCUGUCUCAUAUACUACAGUCAGGAUAUAGUGAAGGUUUAAGCAAAUAUGACAAAACAUUUUUUUUUAAAAAAUGACCUACUGCAGCUUUAAGAGUUAAAUAACAACAGCAAAACAGGAAGUAAACACUUUGAACUUCACCAGGAGAUGUGGUAUGUUGUAUCCUUCUUAUAGUCACAUUCAACUCAACUAAUGAAAACAUCUUUAAAGUAACUAGCUAAAUUUAAUGGUUCAUUAUUGUGUAAUUACCAAAACACUAAGUGUCUGACUGCUCAUGAUUAAUGCCCUGUGGGACUGUACGAUAUAGUUAUUACUCAUAGGAGUGAUGGCAAAACUACUAAAAUAACAGCCAGGUUGUAAUAAAGCAGAAUUAUCCUUAAAAUACACUGAAAUUAGUUUUUUCUGAAGCCAAUACCCAAAACAUUUCUAAUUCUAUUGGGAUUUAAGUUUUUCAGGACUACUACUUUGACAGCUGCAUCAAGUGAUUCUCCUUGAAAAGAAAGAUCACAAAAAUGCUUCAACCCAAUCAGUCAAAUAUUGGUAAUAAGAAUAAUACUGGACUUUUUAAAGCCGAUAUGUCACCUCUGAAGCAAACACUGUAAAUAGUUGUUUUUUUCUCACUGUUGCUGAUGCUGGAGGGGGGGAGUCAUGUGACAAACCCUCCCAGCAGAACCUGAGCACAUUUUUUUGUUUAUUUUAUUUUGGAUUCUGUUCAAUUUAAUAAUUUACUUCCCUUUAAACCAAUUAAGAAGUUAAUAUAUAUGUACUUAUACACAAAUGAAUCCAUCACCUUGGGCACUCCCAUCCAACUUUUUUUUUUUUUUUGUGUUUGUGUGUCUACAAUCUCACUUUUAUUAUAGCUGUUGCCAUUUUCACCAAAGUACGUUACCAGUAUUUUAUGUAUUUAUGGUUUGUUUGCUGCUGAAGGCAAACAACAGGGGUCUGACACACUGGAAGCUGUAAAUUGUCGAUCGUCUCGGCGGUCUUGUUGUUCUUUUGUUCAGAUUUGCAAAUAAAGGAAGGUUUUCCACUUUG
Messenger RNA from Dicentrarchus labrax (European seabass), 4562 nucleotides. RefSeq names its product podocalyxin-like (gene podxl). Gene Ontology annotation, cellular component: apical plasma membrane; microvillus membrane. The transcript is spliced from 8 exons. Bases 470 to 1993 code for a protein of 507 amino acids. Gene Ontology annotation, biological process: regulation of microvillus assembly; negative regulation of cell-cell adhesion; positive regulation of cell-cell adhesion mediated by integrin. NCBI's taxonomy places the organism in Eukaryota, Metazoa, Chordata, Actinopteri, Moronidae. The record is from RefSeq and is a predicted model, not a curated record.